AUUAUUGUGUACGGUUUAGUACGGUGUAUUACGUAGUUUAGAGAUCCUUUUCCGCUUCCUGUUUAAAACAAAAUGGCGUCCAAAGGCCGCACGUUUGACUCGCCGGUGAAAUAUGUCCAGAUUGACGGACUAGUUGUUCUAAAGAUAGUAAAACACUGUCAGGAGGAGGGUACAGCAGGUCAGGAUCUUGUGCAGGGCGUGUUAUUGGGGCUUGUUGUUGAUAACAAAUUAGAGAUCACAAAUUGUUUCCCUUUUCCUAGACACAAUGAUGAUGAGGAUUUCGAUGAAGUUCAAUACCAGAUGGAAAUGAUGAGAAAUCUGCGUAAAGUCAACAUUGAUCAUCUUCAUGUGGGCUGGUAUCAAAGCACAUACUUUGGUGGCUUUAUUAACAGGGCCCUGCUUGAUUCACAGUUCAACUAUCAACACUCUAUAGAAGAAUCUGUUGUCCUCAUUUAUGAUCCUUUGAAAACAACUCAAGGAUAUUUGUCACUGAAGGCAUAUAGACUAACACCUGAAUUGAUGAAGUUUUAUGGAUCAAGGGAACAGGACUUCUCUCCAGAGAGUAUCAAAGCUGCUGGUAUCACAUUUGAGAACAUGUUCACAGAAAUCCCAGUUACGAUCAAGAACUCUCAUCUUGUGAAUAGUCUUUUGUGUGAACUUGAUACAGAUCUCUCUGACAAACAGUCAUUCGAUUACCUUGACCUUGGUACUAGUUCAAUGUUAGAGAAGAAUCUUCGUUUACUGAUGGAGAGUGUAGAUGAGAUUGCCAUGGAUGCUAACAAGUUUGUCAACUAUCAGCGACAGUACCAGAAACAGAACCUUGCCAAACAACAGUAUCAACAGAAAAGGCAACAAGAGAAUACGCAGCGUGUACAGCGUGGAGACAAACCUCUUCCUGAUGAGGACAUCAAUAAAAUCUUCAAGCCUCUACCUACCCCACAGAGGUUAGACAGCCUUCUUAUUACAGGCCAGAUUGACAAUUACUGUCAACAAAUUGGAGAAUUCGCAUCUCAGAGCUUUGGAAAACUGUUCUUGGCGGAAAGUUUACAAGAGAAUCCGCCCAAUCCAACAGCUACUUGAUUAGAAUAUGAUUUUAGUUAACAUUUAGACGCCUAACUUUAGUUUUUAUCUAAAAGUUAAAUCAAAUCAUGGGAUGUCAAAUUAUGAAGUGCGGCUACAAAAGUAAAAAGAAAAAUAAAUGGAAAAAUUACAAUUGUAAA
This is a messenger RNA of Ruditapes philippinarum (Manila clam), 1220 nucleotides long. Its product is annotated as eukaryotic translation initiation factor 3 subunit H-like. NCBI's taxonomy places the organism in Eukaryota, Metazoa, Mollusca, Bivalvia, Venerida, Veneridae. The record is from RefSeq and is a predicted model, not a curated record. Gene Ontology annotation, molecular function: metallopeptidase activity; translation initiation factor activity; protein binding. The coding region runs from base 73 to 1080 and encodes 335 amino acids. The transcript is spliced from 6 exons. Gene Ontology annotation, cellular component: cytoplasm; eukaryotic translation initiation factor 3 complex; eukaryotic 43S preinitiation complex.